AUGAUUAACACACAAGCCAACACUCCCUUUCUCCACCCCGCCCCAACCCGCUACUCACCGCCCUACCUUCUAUUCCUGGACUUCUACAUCCUGAUCUCCAACCUCUCCUCCUUGCCAUCCAUAGUCCUCCCGUGGCGCACUCCAAACCCGCGCGCGGAGCUCUACCCCUACUCUGUGGGCAACAUCACCUCCAUAGUCCUGGGCAUAAUCCUCAACCUCGUCGGCCUCCUCUCCUUUCUGCUGAUCCCUGGGUGGUUAUUCCUGCCCGGCGGGGUGUGGCUCUGCUGGCUCGUCGGCGUGACAGCGGUGACGUUGGCCCUCUCCUUCAUGCUGAAUGGACAGGCUGGGGAUGUUGUGGUCAGCAAUGGGAAAUACGUGCGCGGGGAGGGGGAGAAGGAGGACGAGAAGUGGUUCUAUGUGAAUGGGGUCGUGACGGGUGGGUUCUGGUUGGGGUCUAACGUCGAAGAGGUCGAGAGGCGGUUCGGGAGGCGGGUUUGGGGGGUGCAUAAUCGGAGGUUUGUGUUGCUUCCUCCUCUCCGCCAGGGUGAAGAUGGGGAAAUGGAGUGUGUGGGCUGACAGCGCAUGCGAGUGGGGGUGGGGGGACGGGAUUGUAGUUAUGGACUGGUACUCGAUCUGUUACAAUGCCUUAUCCAGCGGGACCUGCGCUAUAGUUCUACCUGCGUACGGGCUUUAUACCGCAACCUCCGCGCCGCGCUGCUGGAAUUCGAAUCCGCCCCUUCCUCCUCGGCCUCCUCCUCCUCCUCCCCCAUCCCCGCUUCCAGGCCGAGGCACAAGAAGGUGGUCUUGAUCGCGCACUCUCAAGGCGCGCUCAUCACCUCGCUAGUGCUAGAUAUGCUCUACGCCGACAUACCCACCUCCCUGCUCUCCCGCCUAGAAGUCUACACUUUCGGCAACGCAUCCAACACAUUCAACAACCCGCUCUACCGGCACGACGAUACGGGCUCUGGUGUUCUGCGGCACCUUGAACACUACGCGAAUCGUGGGGAGUACGUUAGCAGGGUUGGGAUACUGGGAUUCAUGACUGGCGGGGAUGUUGCCGAGGUGGCGGACGGCUGGGGAAAUCAGUUUGCCGGCAGGGUUUUGGUUAGAGAGGGGCGGGGGCACUUGUUUGUGCAGCAUUACUUGGAUGUGCUAUUUCAGGGCGGGUUUGUCGAGGCUGGGAGUGGUCGGGGGGUGGGGAGGUUGUUGGGAUAUAAGGAUGGCAGGGCGGUGGAGUGA
Tuber aestivum (summer truffle) is the source of this 1239-nucleotide messenger RNA. The record is from the annotation of a GenBank genome assembly. NCBI's taxonomy places the organism in Eukaryota, Fungi, Ascomycota, Pezizomycetes, Pezizales, Tuberaceae.